This is a messenger RNA of Penicillium manginii, 201 nucleotides long. Its product is annotated as Dynamin. The transcript has a single exon. The coding region runs from base 1 to 201 and encodes 66 amino acids. The record is from RefSeq and is a predicted model, not a curated record. Lineage: Eukaryota; Fungi; Ascomycota; Eurotiomycetes; Eurotiales; Aspergillaceae.
AUGGAGCUGGCAUACUUUUCAACCGAUGUUUGGAAGAAAGAGGAUCUGGAUUCUUCACGAGUGGGUGUCGAUAAGCUGCAAUCUUUUCUGGAAGAGAUUCUGGACAGUGAUAUUGAGUGUGAGCUACCGAAGGUUCGUGAGGAUAUACGGGUUCUUUUCCGGGAGAAAAAGAAAGAGUUGGUUGAGCUUGGAGCAAAAUAG